Messenger RNA from Desarmillaria tabescens, 2636 nucleotides. RefSeq lists its product as uncharacterized. The record is from RefSeq and is a predicted model, not a curated record. The transcript is spliced from 2 exons. The coding region runs from base 191 to 2164 and encodes 657 amino acids. Lineage: Eukaryota; Fungi; Basidiomycota; Agaricomycetes; Agaricales; Physalacriaceae. Gene Ontology annotation, molecular function: protein binding.
UUCAGAGAGAAGCUAUUCUCAAACAUAUCAACCAGCAUAAAGAGUAUAUCAAGGAAGCUCAAGACCAGCUUGUUACAACUACUGUGCUUUCAGUUGCCAAACAGGUUGGAGAGAUUCAUGAUCAUCUGGUAAAUCUUUUUCAUUACUGCAUUGAUGUAUACUAAUAUCCUCAUAGAUAAGUUCUUUAAGAAUGAUUCAACCUAUCAAGUAUGUUUCUGUAUAUAUUUUAAAGUAUAAUAGAUCUCAUAAUAAUCCACUGAUUAGUAGCUUUAUGCUCUCUGCUAUUCCACCACCACCACCACCACCACCUCUUAUAUUUAAGGGUCGAGAUAAUUUAGUCCAAGAAGGCAUAGCUAAUCUUCUUGCUGACUCUCCUCAUCCUAUUAUUAUUAUGGGAUUUGGAUGUAUGGGAAAAACAUCAUUAGCACUGAAAUUGCUAGAUGAUGCAGCUGUACAAAACAAAUAUGGAGAAUGCAGAUACUUCAUUCCUUGUGAUGAAGUCUGCAGUGUUGAGUCUACUAUUGGAAUAUUAAUGCAGAGUGUAAUGAGAUUGAUGAGGUUGCAAACUACCAGUGAUCCUAUACAACAGCUAUAUGCUAUAUCAAAGCCAGUAGUCCUACUUUUUGAUAAUUUUGAAACUGUUUGGGAUAACAGUAGUAAUCAAAGUGUUCAAAGACUUUUAGAGCAGUUGAAUACUAUAAAACAUAUUACUCUGAUGAUUACUAUGAGAGGAAGUGUUUCUCCAAUAGACAAUAUUGAUUGGCUAGAACUACCACAUAAUGGUCUAUCACAACUAGCUGAAUCUUCAUCAUUAGAUGUGUUUAUUGCAAUUUCAAGAUAUAGUGAUAAUAUGAAAAUUGUCACAAAGCUACUUGAAAAACUAGAUGGAUGGCCAUUAGCUCUUAUAUUAAUGGCUCAUCAAGCUAAAAUUAUUCAUCCAGAACUGCUUCUAGAGAGCUGGGAUAAAGAAAGAACCUCAUUAUUAGAAAAACCAGGCAUUCAAUCUCGGUUAACAAGUGUUAAUAUUUCAAUCAAAAUAACUCUUCAGUCACCAUUGCUUUCAAAACCCAACAUUCUCAAGUUGUUGAGUGUGAUAUGCUAUCUUUCUGAUGGUAUUCCUACAUGGUCAAAAAUGUUGAGCAAAAUGCUACCAGAUCUUUCAGAAAAAACAGGAAUUAUAUCUAAUUUGUUACAGUCUGGAAUUAUAUACAAAGAUAAUAAAGAUGGAUUGAAAAUAUUGCAACCAAUCCAGGAAUAUCUGAAAGUAUAUUUUCCACAGCCAGAUAUAUAUAUAAAACAGCAGUUUUGCUCUUUUUAUUUGAAUGAAACUAAAGACAAACAAUUACAUUCCUUGAUUUCACCAGAAAACACAAAGUUUGGUUUAGCUCAUUUAAACAAUUGUGAAUGGAUAUUCUAUGAGAUUUUAAAGAGUUGUGAUACUGAAGAAGAACUGAACAUAAUAUUUAACUUUUGCUGCUUUCAAUAUUUUGCUGGAGGAUCAUAUAUUUUAUUGCAAAAAGUUAUAGCUAUAACAAAAGAUCUAAAUAUACUAUAUUUGAAUGCUUAUGCAAUAUUAUUAUUAGGCAAAAGAUUAGAUAUAUCUGAUCAACAAGUAGCACAAAAGAAAAUAAGUGAGGCAAAGCAAAUAUUUGAGAGCAUUGAUGAUUCUUUUGGAGUAGCACAGUGUUUGCAAAGCUUGGGAAAUAUCCUGCAGAUGAUGAGUCAAUAUCCAGAAGCCAAAAGCAAGCUAGAGAAAGCCAUGAAAAUGUUUGAGACCAUUGAUCAUUCUCUUGGAGUAGCACAGUGUUUGCAAAGCUUGGGAAAUAUCCUGCAGAUGAUGAGUCAAUAUCCAGAAGCCAAAAGCAAGCUAGAGAAAGCCAUGAAAAUGUUUGAGACCAUUGAUCAUUCUCUUGGAGUAGCACAGUGUUUGCAAAGCUUGGGAAAUAUCCUGCAGAUGAUGAGUCAAUAUCCAGAAGCCAAAAGCAAGCUAGAGAAAGCCAUGAAAAUGUUUGAGACCAUUGAUCAUUCUCUUGGAGUAGCACAGUGUUUGCAAAGCUUAGGAGAUAACCUGCAGAUGAUAAGUCAAUAUCCAGAAGCCAAAAGCAAGGUGGAGAAAGCCAUGGAAAUGUUUGAGACCAUUGGUGAUUCUCUUGGAGUAGCAUAGUGUUUGAAAAGCUUGGGAAAUAGCUUGCAUAUGAUGAAUCAAUAUCCAGAAGCCAAAAGCAAGGUGGAGAAAGCCAUGGACAUGUUUGAGACCAUUGGUGAUUCUCUUGGAGUAGCACAAUGUUUUCAAAGCUUGGAAGAUAUCUUGCAAAUGAUGAGUCAAUAGCCAGGAGCAAAAAGCAUACUGAAGAAAGCCAUUGUAACAUGCAUGCUGACAGAACUCAGAUAUCAAGCCAAUUCCAACAAAACAUAUUUUGGAAUCCUAUGGAUCCCAAUUUCCACUUUCUAUUUCAUAUUCUAUUUUAUAUUUCAUCUCUCCAUUUUAAUUUAUCAAUAGCUCAACAUUGGUAGCAUAGCACAUCAUCAGACUCCAUCAGCUACUGACUGGUAGACUAUAACUUCUGACAACCCUAGAAUGUAGACCACACCAAGUAGAAACUAGAUUGGACUCCUAGCUAGUAUAUAAACUGUAG